UACAUUCAAGAUCAGAGCUCUCUGUUACAUUCAAGAACCUGAACUUUCACUCUGAGUGAAUAAAAGACACUCUGAGUAACAAAAAGUGUCAUGACCUGAUGUGAGUUUUAAAUUCAUUUUUUUGGUAACCAAUUGAACACAAGCUACUCAGAAAAGAUAGGAAAUUCUCACAUAUGUCUAGACAAGACAAAGAAGCUUGCACAAGAGAGUCAUGGGAGGAACAAGUAAUAGAGGUCAGAUAUUGAAUACAAGCUAAAGUAGAGUCAGGGAUUUGGGGUGGGAGUAAGUCUUCAAGAUUUGGGACUCUAACAUCUGGAAGCAGAAACACACCUGACCUGAAACUUGCAGGAAUAAGGAUUGAGUUUGGAUUUCACUUAUGGACAUGUUCACUGUGAAGGUUGCCUUCCGUCAAGGAGCCUCAGGAGCACACAGCUGGACAAAUUCACUAUCAGAUCCGGGGAUCUCACCAGCACAGACACUGCACUGAGCAAGCUGCUUCACUCUCACCAUGCUCGACCUGGACGCUUGGCCCCACAUUCCGCAGAGUAUCCUACUGCUGACCCUACUGCUGGGACUCACAGGAGCAGCUACACGGGAGCUGAGGGUGAUUCAGCCUGAGAAAUCAGUUUCUGUCUCUGCUGGAGACUCAGCCACUCUGAACUGCACUGUGACCUCCCUGAUCCCUGUGGGGCCCAUGAUGUGGUUCAGGGGUACAGGGCAGAGUCGGCACCUAAUAUAUAGUGUCACAGGAGAGAAGUUCCCCAGAGUCACAGAUGUUGCAGAUACUGCAAAGAGAAACAACCUGGACUUUUCCAUCCGCAUCAGUAGUGUCACACCUGCUGAUGCUGGAACCUACUACUGUGUGAAGAUCGUGAGAACAGAAUCUGACAGGGAGAUUCUGUCUGGGGGAGGCACAGUGCUGAAUGUGCUUGCUAAACCAUCUCUUCCUGUGGUGUCGGGCCCUGCAGGAAGAGUUAUUCCUGGGAAGACAGUGAACUUCACAUGUAAGUCCCAUGGCUUCUUUCCUCGAAACAUCACACUUAAGUGGUUCAAAGAUGGAAAUGAGCUCCCUCACUUCGGAACUGCUGUAGACCCCAAAGGAGAAAGCGUCUCCUACAAUCUCUCCAGCACAGCCCAGAUAGUGCUGAGCCCUCGAGAUGUCCACUCUCAGAUCAUCUGUGAGGUGUCCCAUGUCACCUUGCAAGGAGGCCCUCUCCGUGGGACUGCCAACUUGUCUGACACCAUCCGAGUUCCACCCACUGUGGAGAUCAGCCAGCACCCAUCAGUGCUAUGGAAGCAGAUAAAUGUCAGCUGCAAGGUGAGUAAGUUCUACCCUUUGAGACUACGACUGAUUUGGUUAGAGAAUGGAAAUAUAUCCCGGACAGAAGAUCCUUCUCCACUCACCGUCAUCAAGGAUGGAACCUCCAGCUGGACCAGCUGGCUCCUGGUCAACAGAUGUGCUCAUGAGGAGGACCUGGUACUCAGCUGCCUGGUGGAACAUGAUGGACAACCACCAGUCAUGAAACAUCACACUGUGAUGCCCAGAGCACAUCGCAGUGAGCAAGAACCGAAGACAUCAGAUACUGCUGAGGUCCUUGUAGCUGUGCUCCUUGGACCCAAACUGCUACUGGUAAUUGGUGCUGUUGCCAUCUACAUGCACAAGAAGCAGAAGGCCUGACUGGUCUCAGACUACAAGAAGUUGGUGAGAAGCUGUGGAAGAUUGCUCUGAAUGCCUCCCUUAUAAGGACAACUCCAUCUUAGAAUUUCCUUUUGUUCCCCUAUAAGCAUUAAUAGCUCACAGUUCUGAUGCUGUUGUUAUUGGAUUCUAUUCUUGGGAUUCUUAAUCUCAUUAAUAAAAUAAUUUAAGAAUGAA
Messenger RNA from Peromyscus leucopus (white-footed mouse), 1873 nucleotides. Its product is annotated as signal-regulatory protein beta-1-like. NCBI's taxonomy places the organism in Eukaryota, Metazoa, Chordata, Mammalia, Rodentia, Cricetidae. Gene Ontology annotation, biological process: positive regulation of T cell activation; positive regulation of phagocytosis. Gene Ontology annotation, cellular component: plasma membrane. The coding region runs from base 509 to 1678 and encodes 389 amino acids. The transcript has 7 exons. The record is from RefSeq and is a predicted model, not a curated record.